CCUUGUAAUAAAGGAACCUUUUUAUUUCCUUCUACUGACAGACAGUGUCAGAUCCAUCCAGGUCCUGGGACGAGGGGACGGAGCUCUUUUCUUUAAUCACGAAGAGAUUGAAACAAUGGACAAUUCAAGUGACGUUAUAGAUACGGUCGGUGGUAAUGGAGGAGGAGACUCAAGAAAUGACGCCACAGCUUCAACUUCGUCCGCUGCUUCUUCUCCGAGAGCAAUAACUUCUGGGUAUCGAUUGUUUGAUCGCCAAGACUCGCUUCACCAGCUUAUGGGUGGUGGCAAAGCUGCUGAUGUACUCCUUUGGAAGUGGUGGCGUGUUUCUUUUGGUGUCAUUAUGGUUGCAACUGUAUCAUGGUUCAUAUUUGAGCGGUCUGGAUUGCCAUUCUUAACAGUUUGUUCUGAUGUGUUGCUUAUCUUGAUUGUAUUGCUGUUUGUCCGUGCCAACAUAGCUGUUAUGAUAAACAACAGACAGCUUCAAUCGUUACCAGAGUUAGUUUUGUCAGAGGAAAUGGUUAACAGUGCUGCAGCAUCAUUCCGUGUGAAAAUUAAUAAUGUUCUUCUUAUGGCUCAUGACAUUACUCUCGGCAAAGAUUUUAGAGUCUUUUUCAAGGUGGUGGUCUUUCUCUGGCUCCUGUCUACUGUUGGUAGCUACUUCUCUUUCUUCACUCUGGCUUAUAUUGGAACAAUCUUAUCCAUCACAAUCCCUGCCUUGUAUAGCAGAUACGAAGAACGUGUUGAUAGAUGUUGUGGGAUAAUCCAUAGAAAAUUAUCACAUCACUAUAAGAUAGUGGAUGAGAGUGUUAUUAGCAGAAUCCCGCAGAGUUUAUCCAAGGACAAAGACUCAUGAGUCUGAUGUACAUAUAGGUUACCGUUGAGCCUGCUUUACAGUUCAGAAGUUCAAACCCUGCCAACUUUCAUUGGAUGGCAGGCUUCAUAGCUUAAGUUUCUUAUGAAAUUAUCUCGUUCACUGCUUCAAUUACUGAGAUUAUUUCUUGUCGCUUAACAUGAGCAGCCACACCUCUCUCCAUACCCUUAGCAGAUCAAACAUAUUACUGUUAGCUUGUGUGAAUAACUGAAGUUUUGAAGCUCAGGUAGUCCGUUUUUCUUUUGGUGUCAAUUCUGAAGACUUACACUUUCCAGUUGGCGAAACCCAACCUUUGAGCCUGGAAGUUCGAAUCUCACUCGCAAUCAAAGUUUUUAGAGCUAGUUCUUCUAUCAAUUAUGCACAUGAUCUUCUCGUUGUAUUUGUUCCAAGUCCCAGACAGGUGCAGCCUGCUGGAACACCGAAUAAAUGAUUUCAAGGAA
Molecule: messenger RNA, 1311 nt
Organism: Populus euphratica (Euphrates poplar)
Lineage: Eukaryota; Viridiplantae; Streptophyta; Magnoliopsida; Malpighiales; Salicaceae
Product: Reticulon family protein
Exons: 6
Coding region: 116-853 (245 amino acids)
Biological process (GO): response to bacterium
Source: RefSeq, a predicted model, not a curated record